GCAAAACAAUCACAUAUAUGUGACUGUCGCUGCUGCAUAUUCAUUCUAAUUUAAAAUCAGUUAAACUUUGUGGAAGUUAUACUUGAAAAUCCUCCAAAUAUAGAGAUGGGCAGUGAAGAAGUUAAAAGCACGGAAAUGCUACGAGAAAACGACUCUUAUGAGGGGUUGUCACAAGAUUCCCAAGCCGAGAGUCAGGAGAGUACCGAGGCGACUUCAGUAGAUGAGCCAUAUCAGAGCCAAGAAUUUUUACAGCGGAAGUUAUACUUUCUACUAGAACAACUGAAGAAAAUGCACGCCAGUUUACCAGAGCAAUACCAGAUGCGGAUUUCAUACGAACUGCUAGCAGGCUUAGCCAAUUCUUUACAGAAUCACACAAUCUUCGAAAUAGUGAAAGGGCUCAUGGAAAUUCAACAUGUAACCGAGAAACAUUUGAUGCAAGUUAGGGAGAAGGUGGAAAAUGAUCACCAAUUGGAAAUAAAACAGUGGGAGUCAAAGAUUCAAGAUCCUGAAGAAUUGGAACACAUUGUGGCCCUGAUGAAAAUCAAGCACAAUAAGAACAUGAAGGAGACAGACAUGAAGCUAGUGUUGCACCUGGACCAAAAAGUCAAAGACCAACAAUCGACGCUGGAGAAAGCUGGUGUUCCCGGAUUCUACGUAACCGAUAACCCAAGGGAAAUAAAGAUACAAAUGUACUUGCUGGAUUUCAUUCUGCGCUUGAGCAGGAUAAAGUUCGAUCCGGCGAAAAAGUACGAAGUAUCCUGUUGAAAUCACUUUAAUUUAUUCCAAAAUCUGUGUUGAACGCAGAUGUCACUAUUAGUUAUGAUUGCUCUUUCCUGUGGAAACUAAGAAAUAAGUUGAUAUUGAAAUUAAAUGAAACGUCAUAAUGUGGUAAAAAUCUAUGAAUAAAUUGAUACGACAAAUA
This is a messenger RNA of Toxorhynchites rutilus septentrionalis, 922 nucleotides long. RefSeq names its product gonadal protein gdl-like. The coding region runs from base 106 to 765 and encodes 219 amino acids. Lineage: Eukaryota; Metazoa; Arthropoda; Insecta; Diptera; Culicidae. The transcript is spliced from 3 exons. The record is from RefSeq and is a predicted model, not a curated record.